AGUAGCCUUUCCGUUUCAACACCCUUCUAUACAUGAGUAGCUAUCCAUUUCAACAGUCAUUUCAGUCCAAAAGCAAUUUUGGAACGUUGCAAAUGCCAUGACCCGCCUUCUCUACAACGGAAUGUGACAUGACGUUUGGCACCACUUCAGUGUUGAGGAAAAGCUUUAACCUCUACUUGGAGCUCUGGUGUUGGUGUUAGUAAAGAGAGAGUCGACAGUCUGGCGGUAGUGGAGGAGUGAGCCGCUACAAUUCUAUCAUCUUGUUCGUUUAAUUUCAUUUCUUACGAUGCUCAAUCCUCAUGGGGGCCAAGCGCUCUAUGCCCCCCCGGUGCCCGCCCCAGGCCCCAUGGUUCCCCCAGCUAGCAUGUUUGGCAACGUACCAGGGUACGAGGACACUUUAUCUGGCGGAGGAGGUGGAUAUCUCCCCCCACCGAUGCCCUUGCACCCGAAUCGGGAUCCAGAGCCUGCACCCGUACAACAAGACUGGAACAUCCCCUCCAUCACUGAAGAUGUGGCGCGGGAGCGUUUUAUAAUGUACGCGUCUGGUUACUGCUGCUAUAACAAUGCCCCCGCCAAGGAUGGAGUGAUCACUGACAUGCAGGCGUUCAACACCUAUCGGAGGACAAUAUGUCAGGUGGAGUACCGUUUGGAGACAUUCACAGAGUCUAGAUCUACAGAGUGGGCCACCAAGCCUUAUGAAGGUGAACCAGCAGACUUCUACACGCAGACUGCCCCCCGGCCGUGGGAAAUCCCAGUGACAGGUCCCUCCCUGUUCCAAAACCACGAGGAGAACAUAAAAGUCCCUUACACAUCAUCUAACAAGCCCUGCCACACUUGUAGUGCCUCUGGAAAGAUGCCCUGCCAUGAGUGCAAUGGGUCUGGAACGAAAGCUUGUUGGGUCUGCAACGGAUCUGGCAGACGGGGAGGAGAUAGUCCCUGCAGCCAAUGCAAUGAAAGAGGAAAGGAGAACUGCUCUAAAUGUCAUGGUAACGGGACUAAAGAAUGUGAGACCUGCAAGGGCAAGCGGCAACUGUUGACCUACAUCAACCUUAAAGUCGAGUGGAAGAAUAAUGUUGAAGACUAUGUUGUGGAGCAGAACAGUGGGCUGGAGGUUAACAAUCUGAGCGAUGUGACGGGAAAGACACUCUUCAAAAACGCCCAGUACAUGCUGUAUCCAGUGUAUGGCUUCCCAGAUCCGUCUUUAUCCCAGGCUUCAGACCGUUUGGUUAGAGAACACCAGGCUAAAUACUCCCAGAACUCUCGCAUCCUUCAACAGCAACAAACCAUCGAGUUGAUUCCCAUCACCAAGGUGACCUACAAGUGGAAGGGAGGCAUCCAUGUUUACUAUAUCUAUGGGAACGAACACCAGGUCAAAGUUCCUAACUACCCUGCCACCUGCUGCUGCUCUAUCAUGUAACCAGUCAAGCCAGCCAGCCAGCCACUUAACCAUACCCCUUUUGGUGGAUGCGUCACCAGGCCAACCCAAUACAGCCUUGACUCGACUUAGUUCAGCUCAGUAUGAAAAAAGGUUGUGUUUAUCAGUUAGCUAGCUAGUUAGUUAGUUAGCUAGUUAGUUAGGUAGGUAUUGUAGGUAGUUCUUUAGGGCCUUUUACCCUCUCAGGUGUUUAGGGCUAAGUGUAUUCUGAUCAGUAUACUUCAUGUUGUUGUUUAUUUUUAUAAUAAUUAAUGCAGCCCUGGAAUUUCAGGAAUUUGUUUUUUGUUUCAACUUUCAAUUUUUCACAAGUAAAUUACUUUAUGCAAAUAUCUUUUUUUUAUUGUUCAGAAAUGUGGUGGGUACUCUCUUCGUUCGCUGGACUUUAUCCUGCUAACUGUUCCAAAUGUCCGAACUGAAUUUGAAAAAAGGUAUUUUAUGUACACUGCGCCAUCGUCUUGGAACACCUUAUAAAAUCAUUUUAAACUGGAAGAACUUGUCCCGAUUGGUGUUUUUAAAAUCACUGAUGAAGGAUUUUGAGGCUGAUUCCCUGACCUGUCAAUGUUUUUAAUUUGCUGUUUUUGAUUUUGUUAUACUCUUGUGAAUUCUAUGGUCUUUACUAGAUUACUUGUAGUUUUUCAUGUUGUUUCUGUCAUUUUUGUAAUGACUUGGUGCUGCCUAUCUUGGCCAGGACGCUCUUGAAAAAUAGAUUUUAAAUCUCUAUGAGCCCUUCCUGGUUAAAUAAAAAAUAAAAUAAAUAUAGAAAAACUAAAGGCUAUUGAAGGA
This is a messenger RNA of Salvelinus fontinalis (brook trout), 2218 nucleotides long. RefSeq names its product protein SSUH2 homolog. Bases 287 to 1417 code for a protein of 376 amino acids. Gene Ontology annotation, molecular function: heat shock protein binding. Lineage: Eukaryota; Metazoa; Chordata; Actinopteri; Salmoniformes; Salmonidae. The transcript is spliced from 13 exons. The record is from RefSeq and is a predicted model, not a curated record.